CUUUUUCUUGUGCUCUUGAGGAAACCCAACUCAAGAUUUCCAUCCUCAGCUCCUUUGUUUCUUUCUCUCUUUUUGGUUUGGCCCCUACCUUUUAAAAUUCACUGUAGAAAGUUCUCCACCUCCUCACUCUCCCCUCUAAAUUCUCAAAAAAAAAACAUUAAAUUCCCUUCUCCUUUGAUACCUAAAUGAUAGGGUGUUAAAGAACCUAACCUUGGAUUCUUUUCUUCAUUCAUUCUAUCUAUUUCAACCAAAAGGCUUAAUAAAUAGCCCACCUUAUUAGCUUCAUGAGAUGUUGAGAACCAUGCUUCUUCUCAAGUGUCAAUCCUUAAACACCCUCUAAUUAAUAGUCUAGUCUCUGGGUUCUCUUUCCUACUGCUUCUUUUAUAUAUUCAUGCACUUCUUAACCUCUCUGUUCAAACUUACAAAUGGAAGGGAGAAAAAUGAAUACUAAGUUUGUUUUCCUUCUUCAGUUCCUUCUCUUCCUCUCUCUUGUACUUUGUGAAUCAGAUGACCAAGCAGCUCCAAUGGAGAAAACAGAGCAACAAGCUCUGUACUUGAUGAUUCAGGGCUUUGUUGGCAGAAGUUGGAAUGGUUCGGGGCUUUAUCCAGAUCCAUGUGGGUGGACACCAAUCCAGGGAGUAUCAUGUGAUUUCCUCAACGGCUCAUGGUAUGUCACCUCUGUAAGCAUCGGUCCGAUCCUCGAAAACUCCCUUCAGUGCUCUCACAACGCAAUAUUCACCCCUCACCUCUUUGAACUCAAGCAUCUAAAAACCCUCAGCUUUUUCAAUUGCUUCUCUUCUCCUACCAUGUUACCAUCUAACUCUUGGAAUAACCUAUCACAAACUCUCGAAACCUUAGAAUUCCGUUCAAACGAAGGCCUUAUAGGUGAAAUUCCUCCAGUUAUAGGCCAACUAAUGAACCUCCAAUCUUUGGUGCUAGUAGAUAACUCAAUAUCUGGAAAAAUUCCUCAAGAACUUGGCAACCUAGUUCAUCUCAAGAGGCUCUCGCUCUCUGGAAAUCGACUAUCGGGUCCAGUUCCUACUUCUCUAGGAAAAAACUUGGCUAAUCUCUUGAUAUUGGACCUUAGUAGGAAUUCUCUCAGUGGUCCUCUGUAUCAAUCUCUUGGUGGAUUGACUUCACUCUUAAAGCUUGAUAUAAGCAACAAUCUCUUAAACGGUAGCCUACCAAAAGAGCUUGGAGAUAUGAAGAGCUUGACUCUAUUAGAUCUUAGGAACAAUAAUCUAAGUGGUGGCCUAAUUCAAUCCCUUGAACAAAUGAUCUCUCUUGAAGACAUGCUUCUCUCAAACAAUCCCAUCGGGGCAAGUUUGAAUGAAUUUGGGUGGGAGAAGUUGGUGAACCUCAACAACUUGGACCUUUCAAAUACAAGUUUAAAUGGAGAGGUUCCAAAUUCUAUUGAAGGGUUGGGUAGAUUGAGAUUCAUUGCGUUGGACAACAACAAACUCUCCGGCUCAAUCUCUCCAAGGCUCGGAGAUUUGCCUCGGCUCAAUGCUCUCUAUCUCAACGGAAACAAUCUCUCAGGAGAGAUUUGGUUCUCUGAAGAAUUUUACGAGAGACUCGGGAGUAGGUUUGCAUCUUGGGGCAAUCCAGGGCUUUGUUACAAAGGUGGAGUUGGUCCUGCUGGGGUGAGGAUUUGCAAGGAUAAUGAGCAAGCAAAAUAUUUUGAUUCAAAGAACAAUGUUAUAAGAGAUGACAUAGAGCAAAGUUCUUCUCAAGCUGAGAUCUUAGCCUCCUGCGCUUGUGGAGCUCUCGUGCAACUGAUGGUGGUUAUUAGUGUAACACUGCUGUAGAUUCAAGAACAAGCGGAUGUGACAUAUAGCUAGAUAUAUAUAAAUCAUUUCAUUUCUUAGCGAUAUGAGGAUGACAUGUAAGUUAGAAAUUACCUAUGUAUCAGUUCAGGUAUCAAGUCCAUCAAGUUGGAGGCAGUUUUUUCUUGUUUGGUGUUUAAUGUUGAUAAAUAUGUAAAUUUGGCUAGAUGGGAAUGUGACUAUAUAGCUCAUCAAUUAAUGAUGAAAUCUUACACUUCUUCUUU
This is a messenger RNA of Asparagus officinalis (garden asparagus), 2050 nucleotides long. RefSeq names its product piriformospora indica-insensitive protein 2-like. Gene Ontology annotation, molecular function: protein binding. The transcript has 2 exons. The record is from RefSeq and is a predicted model, not a curated record. NCBI's taxonomy places the organism in Eukaryota, Viridiplantae, Streptophyta, Magnoliopsida, Asparagales, Asparagaceae. Bases 426 to 1808 code for a protein of 460 amino acids.